This is a messenger RNA of Plenodomus lingam JN3, 375 nucleotides long. RefSeq lists its product as uncharacterized. Lineage: Eukaryota; Fungi; Ascomycota; Dothideomycetes; Pleosporales; Leptosphaeriaceae. The record is from RefSeq and is a predicted model, not a curated record.
AUGCCAAUGGAGAAUAGUCAGGCACAGAGGAUGUGGUGGAAGAAGGGCCAAACGGCCAGACGCGUGCGCUACGAGAAUCAACGUCGUCAAGAGUCACUCGAAUGGCCCGAAUCGAUUAAGUGGGGGGCAGGCCGGAAGCUGAUGAUUGAUCUGAUCUCCUGCCCGACACCGGCCGCCGUGGACAAGGCUGAAAGGACGGAUGUGACCAUGAAACCGACGAUGAUCGCCGGGAGGGCAGCCGUCAUCGCUUGCUGGCUUCUGGUCGAAAGCAAGGUCAAACAAAGCAUAGGUAGUAUUCUAGGUAUUCUAGUAGGUGGCCAUGAUACUCUACACAAUGUAUACUACAGUACUGCAGCCAGUGUACCGUCGAUGUAA